AUGAGUCAAUGUCAGGAUAUUUCCGUGCCUGUGACAGAGGCAGGACCCCCGAAGCCUUCCUCUGCUUUCAGGCACCGGAUGCUCGAGCGCCCGUCUGCAAGAUGGGCGCCACAGAUUACCCAGAAGCUGUCUACAUGCCCUUCAUGCACACUGCAAGCCUUCUCCCUCAGGAUCCGAGGGGACAUGAACCCUAGGCAGACAAGGGCCGGUAUCGUGGGUUCUCGUCCGAUGACUGGAUGUCAUCGUACCUGGAUUACCGUGGUGGUUUAUUGCAAUAGGAGGUCCGCCUGCUUGGUCUUCUUUCAUAGGAGGCGCCCAAAAGGGGGACGACGUCCGAUGGAUGAGACAGAAACUUCAAAAAGGGACCAGCGCGGCCUGUCCUUUCGUAAACGGUCCUGUUGCAAUGCAAUCAUCUCACACAUCACAUCUCAACUCGUUCUUGCUCGCUUUCUCACGUAUUGCGAACCACCCCAGUUUCCCCAUUCAACUCAAACCAAGACCAUGGCACGUACUUCAAUCUUCCGCGUUAGCUCUGCCUUGAACGCUAUACUCCUCACCUGCAUCAUCCUCAAGCAUGUUGCGUUGGGCGUCGCGCGUUCUACAAUGCGCAAUGCUUGCUUGGUCGUUCUUAUGCCCUUCAUGUUCUUCCACAUUGCCAUCAUCGAAGGCUGA
This is a messenger RNA of Colletotrichum paranaense, 672 nucleotides long. RefSeq lists its product as uncharacterized. Bases 1 to 672 code for a protein of 223 amino acids. The record is from RefSeq and is a predicted model, not a curated record. Lineage: Eukaryota; Fungi; Ascomycota; Sordariomycetes; Glomerellales; Glomerellaceae. The transcript has a single exon.